Molecule: messenger RNA, 1417 nt
Organism: Alligator mississippiensis (American alligator)
Lineage: Eukaryota; Metazoa; Chordata; Crocodylia; Alligatoridae
Gene: STUM
Product: stum, mechanosensory transduction mediator homolog
Exons: 3
Coding region: 54-461 (135 amino acids)
Source: RefSeq, a predicted model, not a curated record
GCGGCGCGAGGCAGCGGGAAGCGGCGGGCGACGCCGUGUGUACCGCUCCCGCCAUGGAGCACCUGCCCAAGGACGGCGAGAGCGCGGCAGCGGCGGGCGGGGAGCCCGGCCGGGGCGCCGCCUCGCCCAGCGGGGUGGUGGUGCAGGUGCGGGAGAAGAAGGGGCCGCUGCGCGCCGCCAUCCCCUACAUGCCUUUCCCCGUGGCCGUGCUCUGCCUCUUCCUCAACACCUUCGUGCCGGGGCUGGGAACAUUUGUGUCUGCCUUCACAGUGCUGUGCGGAGCCCGGACUGACCUCCCUGACAGACACAUGUGCUGUGUCUUCUGGUUGAACAUUGCUGCAGCUCUCAUUCAGAUCCUGACGGCUAUCGUGAUGGUUGGCUGGAUCAUGAGUAUAUUUUGGGGAAUGGACAUGGUCAUUCUUGCUAGCUACAAGGAACAGGGGAUCCCACAGCAGCUGUAAUGGCUGGGACAAGCGUGUUCCGAGGAACACGACAAGAGGUUUCCAGGUUUCGUUUGGCAGCUGUGGGCACAAGGACCUUUUUCAUUUUCAUUUUUCUUUUCUUUUCUUUUUUCUUUUUACCAACACGUCUGUCUGUUCAGCGGAGCGGCGGUGCAGAGCAACAGAUGGGGACCUGCACUGAUCCCUUUUAGAACCGGAGGUGAAGCAAAACGCGGUGCAGGUUAGGACUGGCACAGUCAACAUGUCAUGAUGGGCAACCGAUCCGGAGGAGGGAGGAGAGCAUUGCUAGAGUGAGACGUCGCUGAGGAAGAGGGCACUUGGGCAGGCUGCCGGGACAAGAGAUCUGGUAGCUGGGGACUCUGCUUUCUUCAUCUGCAGGUUGGGAAGCAGCUGGAGACAUUUUGCCUCCUUUAUAAUUCACCAUUGAAUGAACCCAGCUGUGAAUAUCAAUGCCAAGGAGCUAUUUAUAGAUCUCUGUACAGUAUGUAAAAGCAAAAGCUGAAUGGUACCUUGUUUCCUGAGAGCUCUUUCUUGACUGCUUUGUGGUAGCAAAGGGGUGCAACUCAGCCUUUUUCCUGCUCUGUGUGUGCGCGUGUGUUUAUGAUGCUCACUGAAGCUCUGUCAUUGCAGAUGUCCUGAGAUUUUGCUUGCUGUAAAUCAUACUUAACUGCUAAGGGGACUCAGGCUGGGAAUACGUCCUGCCCUCCUACCCGCUGAAAGCCGAGAAGAGGCAGAAUCUACUGCCAGCCAGUGCCAGACUAAUACUUGCAAAGGACUGGUACUCAGUUGUGUGAUCCGUGCUUUGUGCUGGGGGUGGGCUGGGGGAGGUUACGUGCUGUCUAUAGCUUCUGGCUGAACCUGGAAUUUACAGGGAAUAAAAUGUCCCUCCUGCACCUGCCCCAGCCCCUGCCUCUGAAAGAGACUUGCUGAUAAAUAUCAUUGUAUUUUGGAAAUUA